Messenger RNA from Morchella sextelata, 1185 nucleotides. RefSeq lists its product as uncharacterized. NCBI's taxonomy places the organism in Eukaryota, Fungi, Ascomycota, Pezizomycetes, Pezizales, Morchellaceae. Gene Ontology annotation, biological process: carbohydrate metabolic process. The record is from RefSeq and is a predicted model, not a curated record. Bases 1 to 1185 code for a protein of 394 amino acids. Gene Ontology annotation, molecular function: hydrolase activity, hydrolyzing O-glycosyl compounds. The transcript has 4 exons.
AUGCUCGUCCUCUUAGAGCUCCCGCUGCUCGUCCUCUUCAGCGCCCUGAUACCCGCUGUUGUGGUAACAGCAGCAGACUCAACGCCCUCAUGUGAUUGCUACGAGACAGAUGCGGACAGUGUCUUUACGCAGCACGAGUUCCACGACUUCCGCACAAUCACGCCAGUUGCGAGUGCGCCGCCGCUCCCGUCCGUCUUACCGCAGGAAUUAGACCCUACGCCGGAUAACUACACCACCGAGCCGGGCAUCGGGAAUGCGCAGGCCGGGUGGAUCCAGAGCAAUGAUUGGACAGACUACUGGGCUACCAUGGAUUGGGGCAAGCUGCCAACGGGGGAUUUCCCGAUCCGCAUGCAGAAUAGUUUGGCGAAUGUUUAUAUAUCGGGCUCCGAUGUGGAUACGGAUGCGACGUCGAAGUUGGUGUUGAGGACUCAUAGGUUUUCGAAUUUUCAGUCGGCGGCGGAGGUCGAGUCGCUUCACAAGAACCUUCUAUACGCCUCCAUUCGGAUCCGCGCACGAGUCACCGGUGCAUCCGGCGCCGUGGCUGGCCUCUUCAUCUACCAGAACGGGCAAAACGAAUCCGACAUUGAGAUCCUGACGAGGGACAACAACAACGAGAUCCGCUACUCUAACCAGCCUGUUGUUGACGAUCAAGGUAACGAAAUUUCUGGUGCAUCGACAUCAGUAGACAUGGCGACGGGCACGGAGAUCGAUGGGACGAAUGAGCCGGACAAGAAGAUCAAGAGGGCCAGGCAGAAGUAUGGUGAUGUCAAGUGGGAUGACUGGCAUACGCAUAGGAUCGAUUGGACAGAGGGGAAGAGUAGUUGGUAUGUGGAUGGGGAGCAUUAUCUCGAUAAGGAGUAUGGUGUGCCGACGGUUGCAAGUUAUUUCGUUAUGAAUAUGUGGUCCGAUGGAGGCGUUUGGUCAGGGAAUAUGACGGUGGGUGACACGGCGUACAUGGAGAUUGAGUGGGUUGAAAUGGCGUUCAACACAUCGGGCCCGGACGACCUUAGUGCGCGGGAUCUUCACAAGCGGGCCGACAAGCCGGCAUGCCAGACCAUGUGUACGAUUGAUGGCGUGCAGGUUGUUGGUAACCCUGAGAUUGCCGCUGCCGCAUCUGUUGCUGUGAAAUAUACCAUGCUGUUUGGUGGUGUUGUUCUCGCGAUGCUGGGGAUGGGCAUAUUGUAG